AUGGUCAAUGAAGAUGAAGUAAUCUCGAAAGUCUUUUUAGCAAUUGAUAAAACCAAAGGUAACAUUUCAACAUUCAAAAAAUCCAUAUCAGACGGUGAAUAUACCAAAAUACAGCAACCUUCAACAUUUCUGAGACUACUAAUAUGGAAAUCAAUAUUGAUACUAGAUACUUUAAAAGUAACAGCAUGGGAGUCUAAAUUAAAUGAUUCAAGAAUUAUAUUUCAUCAAUUGAUAAUGAGAGACGAUUUAAAUAUACCUUGGCAUGAACUAGAUGAAGAUUCUUUAUACUAUCAAAGUCAUGAUAUUAAAAGAAAAUCAAGUAUUAAUAGGAAACUGUCAUUACGUGGAACUAAAAGUUUAAAACAAAAAUCUCAAAGAGAACAUGUUUCUGAAGAUCCAUUAGGUAAUUUAACAAGUCAACUACAGAAUCAUAGUUUGGAAAAUGAAAACGUAGAGUUGCUACAAACUAUUAUACUUGAUAUAGAAAGAUUGUUUCCUGGAGAUUCAUUUUUCAAUGAUUCAACUAAUCCAAAUUUACUAUAUAUAAAGAAACAAUUGAUCGAAAUAUUAUAUGUUUGGUGUAAAUGUAAUGAGUCUAUUGGUUAUAAGCAAGGUUUUCAUGAGAUUUUGGGAUUAAUUUACAAAAAUAUUUACCUAGAGUCAAUCAAUUUUGAUAUAAGCGAUCCAAGAAAUAGUAAAUACUCAAACGAUGAAUUGGCAGUUUUAAGUCUAUAUAACAAAAAUUUCAUUUGUCAUGAUUUAUUCAUAAUUUUCAAUAAGUUUAUGCUAUCAAGUGGCAUACUAUCAAACUUUUUUGAAACAGAAGCCAAAUUAACAAAACUGAUAGAGUUAUUCAACAUCUAUUUAAUGAAAAUUGAUCAAUUUGUAUACUACACAUUAACAACAAAACUAAAAUUAGAUACCCAACUAUGGAUUAUAAGAUAUUUGAGGCUUAUACUAUCAAGAGAAUUAGGUAACGAUAUGGAAUUAACAAAUUUAUUGUGGGAUAAAUUAAUAUCCUCACAAUCAACAGAAUCGAAAGAACUAUCAAAUAAAUUACCGGAAUUAAUAAUGUUUAUAACAAUAAUACUUUUAAUUCAACAGAAGAUGGAUAUAGUAACUUGUGAUUUCAGUGAAUGUUUAUCAUUAUUAUUACAUUACCCAAUAGCUCAUUUCAAAUCAUCAUCAAAAAGAGAUUCAUACAUUCAAAAUUUAUUCAAAGACGCACAAAGACUUUAUGAAAAAAGAAACGACGACCUAAAACUAUACGAGUACGGAAAUAAACUUAACAUAAAGUACAAUCCAAGUUUAAAGAUAUCAAUGAAUUAUCAUAGAAAUAGUGGUGAAUUAAGUGAUACUAGUAACAACAACAGUGCUCGUUCAAGUAUUGAUUCAAUAACAUCCAUGAAAAAGCAACAGACACCUCCAAAAAAGGUAAAUGAUCGUAACGAGCAAAUGAAAUUUGAAAAGACAAGGUUAGAAAUGAGAUUAAAGAAGAAAGCUCAAUCUUUAAUGCAGAAUAAUUAG
Molecule: messenger RNA, 1527 nt
Organism: Lodderomyces jiufengensis
Lineage: Eukaryota; Fungi; Ascomycota; Pichiomycetes; Serinales; Debaryomycetaceae
Exons: 1
Coding region: 1-1527 (508 amino acids)
Biological process (GO): activation of GTPase activity; intracellular protein transport
Molecular function (GO): GTPase activator activity
Source: RefSeq, a predicted model, not a curated record